This is a messenger RNA of Setaria italica (foxtail millet), 902 nucleotides long. RefSeq lists its product as uncharacterized. The transcript has a single exon. The record is from RefSeq and is a predicted model, not a curated record. Bases 166 to 675 code for a protein of 169 amino acids. NCBI's taxonomy places the organism in Eukaryota, Viridiplantae, Streptophyta, Magnoliopsida, Poales, Poaceae.
AUACAUAAGCUCCUGCAAAUCACAAACAUUGUCCAUUAAACAACUCUACUUGAGGGAUUAGCCAUUGAUGCACUCAAGCUCAACACAAUAAAUCCGCACUCCAAGGACAUCCAUCUUCUCACCAGCUAGCACUCUACUUGAGAGAUCGACCAAGAAGAAGCAGCCAUGGCCAAGAACCACCACCACCUCGUCCACCUCCUCUUCUUCCUCGCUGCCGUCGCUAGCACCGCUGCCUCCGCCGCCACGGGCGGCAACUCGACGACGCCGACGGCGUACGAGAUGCUGGAGCGGUACGAGUUCCCGCGGGGCAUCCUUCCGGAGGGCGUGCAGCGGUACGUGCUCCGUCCCGAUGGCUCCUUCGAGGUGUUCUUCUCUGGAAGCGGCGGCGGCUGCGAGUUCCGCGUCGGCGACCGGUACCAGCUCCGGUACGAGCGGCGCAUCGCCGGGAACGCGCGCGCGGGGUCGAUCCGGGAGCUGCGGGGCGUCAGCGUGAAGGUGCUGUUCGUGUGGCUCGGCAUCACGGAGGUCGACCGCGCCGGCGACCAGCUAAGCUUCCGCGUCGGCCCUCUCUCGGCCUCGUUCCCGCUCGCCAAGUUCUCCGUGAGCCCCCGCUGCCGCUGUGGCUUCGACUGCGAGGCCGCCGCCGGCGGAGAUGCCGCCGUCGCGGCGUCCUGAAUCCUUCCUGACCCCGUGAUGCAUCAUCGUGUCCUCUUCUUUGGCCAGCAUUACGCUGAUCACGCGUCGCUGCUAGCUGCUGCUUGUCACUACCUGCUGUCGUCGAUGUAUGAGCGUCAUUGGAUUAUCUGUUGGAUGAUGUAAAAAAAACAAUCACAGAGACAGGCCUAGUUCUUGCCCUGAUGGGAUCUGAAUUAUAAACAAUUCGAUUUGAGUUAUUGAUGCCA